Molecule: messenger RNA, 1704 nt
Organism: Naegleria gruberi
Lineage: Eukaryota; Heterolobosea; Eutetramitea; Acrasida; Naegleriidae
Exons: 1
Coding region: 1-1704 (567 amino acids)
Cellular component (GO): cytoplasm
Molecular function (GO): guanyl-nucleotide exchange factor activity
Source: RefSeq, a predicted model, not a curated record
AUGUCUCGAUAUAAUAGUAACUUUUUGUCAUCAUUGUCCACUGCAUCCAGUAGUAAUACAACGAGUGCAUCGGCUAUUGAGGCACAAAUGAACCGUUUAGCUGCAAUGCAACUAUCAUUGAGUGAGAGGAGUACUCCUACAACACCAACCCCACAUACAAAAUCAUCCUCACACCAUCAUCACCAUCAUCAUUCGACUGUUUAUGCCACUGGUUCAAAUAUUGAUCAAAUGUUGGGAGUAAAAGUAAAUACCUAUUUAUUGAAAAAGAGUCAAGGAGAACCUACUACAAAAUCAACUAAGGCCACUCUUGAAAAGAAAAAGAAUUUGAUACAAUCAUCUUCAGAUAGUUAUUCUGAUUCUUCAUCGGAAGAUGAAUUGGAUCAGGAAGUCUAUCUCGAUUCAGAUGAUGAAGACUUGAGUCUCGAUUCGGAUAAUGAGGAUCAAGAAGCUGAUAAGAAUGCACCAGCUGGAAAGUUAAUUCAUGAAUUUAGAUUAUGUGAUGCUGCUGAAUACAUUUCAGUUAAAUUAAUCGAUCAGGGUGACUAUAUUGAGGAUAUCAAAUUGUGUUAUGCAUCUACAUUCUUUAUCACUAAAAAGAAGAGAGUUUUCAUGAUUGGAAAUAACUUUUUGGAGAUUGGUUUCGAAAAGAUAUUAAUAAUACCCAGGGAAGUAACAUGGGAGGGAUGUCAAGGAAAUAACAAAAUGAAAGAAAUGGCUUGUGGACACUUUCAUCUUGUCAUAUUGACAGAACAAAAAGAAAUACUAGUGGGAGGAAAUAACAAUUAUGGCCAAUUGGGAGACAAUUUUGAAAAAAAAAGUAGCUAUAUAGAUGAGGAAGAGGAUGAUGUUGAAGAGUCUUCAGAUUCUGAAGAAGAGGACGGUGAGAAUUAUUUUCAAGGGAAAACAUUUGAAGUUAAGGAAAUUGAAUUAAAGAAACCUCCAAAUAAUUUGAACUCUUUGGGGUUCUUCUUCCUUGAAUUGAAGGGGGAUGUAUUGGAAUCUGUUUUCUGUGGAGCUUUCUUUACAAUAUUUGUAACCAAAUUGAGGAGAAUUUAUAUUUGUGGUCAAAUAGGUUUUGAUGAUUCUAAUAUUUUGAGAGAACCAACCAAGAUACGGUUCUUUGAUUCUGGGAUACCUGUCAGUAAGAUAUUUUGUGGAUCGGACGAUAUUGUAUUUGUUACGGUAGAUAAGAAGGUGUAUGGGUUUUCAUUGUUAGAACCAGAGACUAUUACUCAGAAACCUUCCCACUUUUCUCAAAUUGAAUACUUUUUAGAUGAGCACCAAACUUCAGUGAUGGAAUUUGGUUUAGGUCACAGUAUUUUUGUCACGAAGGAGAAUCAAGUUUAUUGUUAUGGAAGUAAUUGUGAUGGAGAAUGUGGAAUGGGAGAAAAAGAAAGUAUAAACAAGAUUUCACUCAAUGAUAACAUGAGCAAUCUAAUGGAAGUUGGAGAAAAGAUAGUAUCUGCAGUUUGUGGAGCUACCAUGUCAACAUUCCUCUCCAAUUAUGGAUCAAUAUUUGUUUGCGGAGAUAAUUCAGAAGGUCAACUUGGGUGUCUUGGCAAGCAGCCUUCCUCUAAAGUGCCAGUCAAGGUGCCAUCUCUAUUUAAGCAAGACAAGACAACGAAUCCCUCUCGGUUAAGAGUAUUCUCCGGUUAUCACAACACUUUUAUUCUCCAGCUACCUGAAAUUGCUGUUCAACCAUAA